UAAAGUCCCCGACAAGUUUUAGGGAGCACCCAAUUGCAACGCACAGGGUUUGGGAACACGUGGUCCUGGAGUUUCCCAUUUGUCAAACCGAGCUCUCACCCCGUGCUCAGUUCUUGAGAGGGCUUGACUAAACACAUAUUCACAGAGAGAGCCAUUUUCCGGCGAUCUUCGGCGAAGAAAGUCAUAUUACUGCAAAAUAUGAAUGACCAGGGUUCAGAUGACCUUCCGCCGGGUUGGACCGUGGAGGUGAAAGUGAGAAAGAACGGUAAAAGAGAUAAGGUUGUAGUUGAGAAAGCUAUAGCAGAAGGAUUACCUCCAGGAUGGAUCAAAGAAGUCAGAGUAACAAAAAAGGGUCAUAAGAUCAGAAAAGACCCGCUCUACACUGAUCCUAUCAGUGGAUAUGUUUUCCGCUCUAUGAAGGAUGUAUCUCGCUAUCUUGAAACUGGGGAAUUAGGAAGGCUUGCGUUUAAGCCGAAGGACAAAGUCAGCAUUGGUGUAGAAUUGGAAUGUGAUAACACCUCUUCACAUGAUGUUGCAAAGAAGCAGAAAUUAGCACUAAGUAUCCCUGGGAAACAGAUAAUUUGUGAUCAGAGCCCAAAGCUCAAUGAUAUGGCAAAGGAUGAACAGAUACCUAAAUCUGCGUGUACAGAAAAAUGUCUGCCUCUCCCUGAGCACACUUCUGAUCAGUCAGGAAGGCUGGACAUUCAUUUGAGCAGCUCAAACCUGCCGGAAGCCAAGGUUUCAGAGCAGAUAAAAGGGAAGAAUAAUUCUAAUGAAAGUUUGUUUGUUUCUGCUCCUGCUGUUGGAUUUCUUCCGGAUAAUCAAUCAUUGAGAAAUGAGGGGACAAUACAUGAAGUUGGAAAGGCCCAACUUGGUAUGCGCAAACCUAAAAAUAAAAAAGAAUAUAACUUGCCUCGUCGAGCUUCAAAACGACUGGCUGGACUUGAUAUUGAUCCAACCCCAGAACUAAAAACUAGUCAAGCCCGGCGAAUUGUUGUUAAGCAGUCAGGUGAGGCAGGGGCUAGUACACCUCCAUGUUGUUCCCCUGGUAGUUUGGCUCCUUGGGAAUCCCAGCAGCCUACUCAGCUUGAGGGUGAGCUGGAAGCAGAGAGUAAUGUUGACAGCUCUAAAAGCACAAAAGUGUUGGAGUCCACCAAUAGAACACAUAGUUAUGCAGACUUGACCACUCCAGUAGAGCAUACUGGAAAGGCACAAAGAGAGCAUAAGGAUGAGCAAAAGCAACAAUCCUCUACUGCUUCGCCUGUGAGGAAUGCAGCUAUUUUGGAAGAACAUGCUGGAAAGGUUGAAAAAGGGAAAGAAAACAAUGAGAAACCAGAUAUUCCUAUCGAACUGCCUUCCAUGGAUCUAUGGUCUGAUCCAUGCAUCCAAUUUGCUAUAAAGACUCUCACUGGAGUAGGUGUUGACAGUCCCAAAAGCACAGAAAUGUCAGCGAUAUCAAUCAAUAGUCGGCAUGCUACUGGGGACUUGGCUACUUUAGCUUUUCCAGAGCAAACUAAGGUAGAAGCAAAAGUUAAGGGUGACAUGAAGCAAGGAUGCCCAGUUGUUUUGCCUUUCCAGAACCUAGCUACUCCAAAGCAGCAUGCUUGGAAGGUUGAAAAUAAGUUCAGCGACUAUGAGAAGCCUGGAUCACCUCUCAAUAUGACCUCUUGUGAUUCAUGGAUGGACCCAUGCAUAGACUUCGCCAUAAAAACUUUGACUGGUGCAAUUCCAGUGGAUUGUGUUCUUGAUAUUCAUAACUCCUUUCAGUCACAACAAAGCUCAUCGCAAACCCAAACAAGUAGUGGCUUGACCUCAUCGAAUGUUGCUUUCAAUAAUUCUUGUCAAACUGAUUUUUUUUGUCAGCAGUUUGACACCAUGGAGAAACCUGAUUAUAGACAUCAAGCUCUGUUAGAUCCUGUAUUACUGCAAACAGGGCAUGCUGGCUUACAGAAUUCAGGUACCACUGUUCUCCACCAACCAAGUGAAGGGAGAGGAUCAAGAGGCAAUAGAUGCCAAUAAUAAGCAAUCCAUGUGUACUGACUUCAUUUGUACAGCUUUAGAGACCUCGUAGAAAGAUGCUUCCACGCUUAUAACCUUUUGGUUUCUUGUGCUAAUUCCCCACUGCAGCAUGAUUCCUAUCCAAGUUGAUUCCUUGUACUUUUUAAGAAGCAGCUAGGCUAUAGUUGUAGUUAUGCAUACUUGUGUCUGGAGCUGUAUUGUUAAUCAGGAAGCAUGCAUGGGGCACUUGUCUUUUUAUCAAUUUACACCGUGUAAUGCUACUGGGCUUGUGUUGCCUCUAGUUGCUUUUCUUUGCUUAAGCUGUAAUUUCAGUUGCCCAUCCCACUGUGAGUGUUUUCCAAGCACUCUAGUUCGACAACUGAUACGAUUACUAGGAGUCUAGGAGGAAAUUUUAUGACCAAAGCACUGGAUCACUGUAUUCAUCUUGUGAUAUUGGACUUAAAACCACUGAUAUUUUGUUAAAUCACUUCUGAUAAGUUGCCAUUA
Molecule: messenger RNA, 2505 nt
Organism: Juglans microcarpa x Juglans regia
Lineage: Eukaryota; Viridiplantae; Streptophyta; Magnoliopsida; Fagales; Juglandaceae
Exons: 5
Coding region: 199-2019 (606 amino acids)
Molecular function (GO): DNA binding
Source: RefSeq, a predicted model, not a curated record